AUGUACGCAUCUUGCACAGGCUUCCAUGGUUUCAACAACGAGGAAGUGGAGCUGGAAGCAACUGUCGAUAGCCAGAGGCUCAGGCUUGACCGCCAGACUGUUGAACUGAGGGACGCUCAGAGACUGGCAUCAACCACAGGAGGCGGCGCAGGCCUGUUCAUAGCAAACAGGACGUUUGACAGCGUGUGGAACUACGACGCAUGCAUCUACAAUUGCCUGGCACAGAAAAUUUUCAACCUUGAUGACCCAGCGAACAGUCUUGGGCAGCUGUCUAUCCACACUGAUACCAAGACUGUCGAUGCAAGCAUUGCCGGAUUUCCCACCAGUGCUGUCUACCUUGGAGACAAGUUUGGCUGCCAGCUGACCCCUGCUGAUAAGGCUCCAGUUGUGCCAAAGUACGUGGAUGACGGCGAACCAUACCAGGGCAAGCUGGACUGGCCUGUGCCCAAAAGUGGCCCUCAUGAUUGCGGCUUAUGGCUUAAGAAGGGCAUUCCUGACCUGCCCUGCCUGCCCAGCAUAUUCAAGUGGGGCUUCAAAGAGGAAGUCGACUACACUGGCCUCAACACCAACAUUGCCAGAUGGUUUGAAAACUCAGACUUGGUUGAAGGCGCCAAAACCCGUGCAAUCGUUGUCAUCUACAAAGGAAAGCUUGUUGCCGAGCGCUAUUCAGAUCUACAGGAGUAUGAUGCAUCGACUCGAUCCCUGAGCUGGAGCAUGGCCAAGAGUGUGACAAGCGCUUUGAUUGGAAUCAGAACCAGCGACAGUGAUUUCUCCUUGGAUCAGCUUGUCGAAAGCCCCAUCUGGACUCCAGCUGAAGUUGCCAGCCGUAAUAUCACAAUUGACAACCUGCUGAGGAUGACAUCUGGAAUACAAUUUGAUGAGGCAAACAGCAUCGGGCCGUUGACAGGAGCUCUGCUCUUUGAAGCGUAUGACAGUGCUGCUUUCGCGGCGUCAUUCCCUCAGGGCUCUGCACCGGAUCUCACCUGGAACUACUCCACUCCCAAUUAUAAUCUGGCGCAGUACAACCUGAGGCAAAUCUGCAGGAAGUCAUUCAGCAGCGACCCCGAAUACUGGAGCUACGCUCAGAACAAGCUGUUCAAGAAGAUCGGCGCCCGCUCGUUCGAAUUUGAGGCGGACCCUUCCGGGACCCUUCUGGGCGGGAGCCAUGUUUUUGCCACCGCCCGUGACUGGGCCCGCUUUGGCCAGCUGUACCUUCAGGAUGGAGUUUGGGAUGGAGAGAGAAUUUUGCCGAAAGGCUGGGUGAAGUACAGCACGACCCCGGGCCUGUAUGCUGGAUAUGGAGCAGGCCUGUGGCUUGGAUACCCUGGUGCACCAAAAGACACUUUCACGGUGAACGGAGUCCUUGGUCAACGUGUCAUUGUGACACCUUCUUCUGAUCUGGUCAUUGUCCAUUUGGGCCUCAACUUUGACAUCGGAUUUGAUGCGGCAUACGGUGAGGAGUUCUACACAGACAUUGCGAGCAACUUUCCCAAGUCAGACGUCCCCCUGACUUCCCCGGACAUGCUCAGCAUGACACUAUGA
Coccomyxa subellipsoidea C-169 is the source of this 1542-nucleotide messenger RNA. RefSeq names its product beta-lactamase/transpeptidase-like protein. NCBI's taxonomy places the organism in Eukaryota, Viridiplantae, Chlorophyta, Trebouxiophyceae, Coccomyxaceae. Bases 1 to 1542 code for a protein of 513 amino acids. The transcript is spliced from 11 exons. The record is from RefSeq and is a predicted model, not a curated record.